UACGGUUGCUAUUCACGUAGGCUGCGAUGCGGUUUGAUUAUGUGUUCCAUAAGGGUUUUAUUUGUUUAUUUUAGUCCUUUCUGCAAAAUCUAAAGCAAGCAAAUUAGUGUAUGAAAAGGAUAAUUUUAGUUUAAAUAUUUUGAUGAGAACAAUUAUCAAUGCUUGAUAAUUUUAUAAAUCAUUUAAUUAAUAUGUACGCUUCAGUUUAGCUAAUGUUCUUGACAGCGCUUCUCUGCCACAUUAACCUUCAGCAUGUUACCUUAGGCCUGUAAAUGAGAGAAAAUCUCUGGUAUGUACACCACUAAGAACCCGCGUCUUCGUAUCAACCAAAAUGACUUGAUGUGCAAAAACGGGUGUGAAUAUUACGGAAAUUCGGAGUGGGAUGGCUACUGCAGCCAGUGUCAUCUGAAGUCUGUAAAAAAUGAGAGGUUGAAGAAGGGAGGAGAACGCCCUACUGACAGGAGCAGCCAUGGCGAGAGGCAGGGCAAAGCGUCCGUCGCCGCCUUCUCCAAGUUCGAGGAGAAGAAGCGGCAGCAGGUCGAAAAGAAGCCCAAGAUUCUCAAGAUAUUCAAGAAGUCCUCGAACGUCAAAGAGUCGAGCCGGGCGGAGCAGUGGCGGGCGCUGUACGUCGGCAACCCGGACCUGGACCGCCUGAAGGAGGAGGCCCACCUGUACCUGGGCGGCGUGGGCGAGGCCGUCGAGGGCGACAUCCGCAAGUGCAUCCACACCUUCAACGUCAGCGUGCUCAAGAUGGUGGACGGCAAGUCCGUGGAGGAGCUGUCCGAGCUGGCCCAGAACUUCUACCAGGUCUUCUGGAAGCGCAUGGACGCCAACCCCGUGUACGGAGACGUGGACCAGGAGCGCAGGGAGAUCCUGCUGGACUACGUGGAGAAGUACGCCAUGACCUGCCUGCACGACCUGCUGUUCUGCCCCCAGUCGACCUCGGACGAGGAGAAGGACCUGUACCUGCAGGAGCGCAUCCGGCAGCUGAGCUGGGUCAGCGCCAAGCACCUGGACUGCCGCGUCGACGAGACCCGGUCGGAGGUGCGCGACCUCGUCUACACCGCCAUCACCGACAUCCUGGGCAUGGACUCGGCCAAGGCGCCCCAGGACAAGCUGGGCUGCGUGGUGCGCUGCUGCCGCAACAUCUUCCUGCUGCUGCAGCAGGCCUUCGAGGGGCCCGCGUCGGCCGACGAGUUCCUGCCCGCGCUCAUCUUCGUGGUGCUCAAGGCCAACCCCGCCCGCCUCAAGAGCAACAUCAACUACGUCACGCGCUUCUCCAACGCCAGCCGCCUCAUGUCGGGCGAGGGCGGCUACUACUUCACCAACCUGUGCUGCGCGGUGUCGUUCGUGGAGAACCUGACGUCGGAGUCCCUGAACAUGCCGGCGGAGGAGUUCGAGCAGUACAUGUGCGGCAAGCUCGUCCCCACCAGCACCUGGGAGUCGGCCCUCAUGAUGUGCGAGGGAAUGCACUUCAUGAACGAUCAGUUGGCGGUCCUGGACGACCUGCAGUCGAGGCACUCGACGCUCGUGAGGGACGCCGCGCUGCUCAAGGAUGAGAUGCUGCGCUUCAAGGACGAGGUGGCGAGGAAGGUGGACGGAGUGCUCGCUCGCACGCCCCUCAUCAUCCAGCCGGCGAGGCGUCCGACCGACCUGGACGCGGACGACCCACAUUGCGACUCGCUGCCCCCGCCCAUGCAGCCGCAGGUGGUAGCACCGCUGUUGGCCGCCGAGCCGCCGGUCUCGCCGAAGGACGCGACGGACGUCCCGGGCGGGGGCUCCCUCCUGCCGCAGUCGCUGUCACGGGACCUGCUGUCGCCGUCGCCGACCUUCGCGUUCGGGCAGGACCUGCGCUCCGUCAGCUACGACAUGGACCUGUCGGACGCGAGCGCGGACGACAGCGGCGCGAGCGAGCCGGCGGCCGCGGUGGCCUCCCUGCUGGACGGGGCGGGGUCCCCGGCCGGCGGGCUGCUGCCGUCGCCCCUGAGGCCGGUGCCGGCGGCCGAGUACCAGGGCUUCUCCGCCCAGGGCUGCCACAUCACCAGCAUCCCCUGCGACACCGGGGAGUCCCUCCCGGGCAAGUGAAUUCCGUGCAAGCUGUACAUCUGACGUGGCGAAAGGUGGGUGCUGUGCUCCCCUAUUCACUGCUGUUCCACUGUCGCCAACCACACAUUAAUUAUUUCCUCGUUACUGUGCAGUGUUUAGUAAUAAAGUGUUAUAUGAGUGUU
Molecule: messenger RNA, 2228 nt
Organism: Bacillus rossius redtenbacheri
Lineage: Eukaryota; Metazoa; Arthropoda; Insecta; Phasmatodea; Bacillidae
Gene: Rabex-5
Product: rab5 GDP/GTP exchange factor
Exons: 10
Coding region: 292-2085 (597 amino acids)
Biological process (GO): vesicle-mediated transport
Cellular component (GO): cytosol; endocytic vesicle
Molecular function (GO): guanyl-nucleotide exchange factor activity; zinc ion binding; small GTPase binding
Source: RefSeq, a predicted model, not a curated record